Messenger RNA from Aphanomyces astaci, 1587 nucleotides. RefSeq lists its product as hypothetical. Gene Ontology annotation, molecular function: transmembrane transporter activity. NCBI's taxonomy places the organism in Eukaryota, Oomycota, Saprolegniomycetes, Saprolegniales, Verrucalvaceae. Gene Ontology annotation, biological process: transmembrane transport. Bases 29 to 1453 code for a protein of 474 amino acids. The transcript has a single exon. The record is from RefSeq and is a predicted model, not a curated record.
CGACGUUCUUACGACACUGCCAGCAAAAAUGCCGACGCCGCCGCCUUUUCCUUCACGACAUCUUGCAUCCGAGACCCCGUAUUGCAGUGUCCAUGACAACGAUGUCAUUUCAAGGCCAGCGCCGCGAACGAGCCAGUGGCAUGUUCAAAUGGGCGCGAUUUACAUGUCCCAAUUCACAGCCGAGGCCGCUCGGGGUCUGGUGCUGCCCACGCUGUUCCUGUAUUGCCAGUCCCUAGGGGGUUCCCUCGAAGAUAUGGGUCGAGCCACGUCUAUCUUCAGCAUUGGUCGGCUGGCGUCGUCGGUGCUGCUUGGCUGGCUUUGCGAUCGGUUCUCGUUUCGAUCGGUGCAUAUCGUGUGUGCAAUUAUUGGCAUCUUUGGCAACCUCCUCUAUGUUGCACCUGCGUCUUUUAAGUCAAGUCCUGCCUCCACCGACACAACGCCCAACGCGUUUGUAUGGCUGUAUGCAAGCCGCUUCCUUGUCGGCUUUGGGGCGGGCAACCUCAGCGUGUGCCGCGCCAAUGUCGCUGCGAUGACGCCCAUGCGUCACCGACUUCAGUACAUGAACCGAUUGGCGGUGGUGGUAUUUCUCGGGUACGCGCUGUCCCCAGGCAUCGGUGGCUUGUUUGCGUCCUUGAACAUACGCAUUUGGGAGGUGCCCAUCAAUGCGUUCACGAUGCCGGGGCUACUCUUGGCAGCCCUGAACCUCCUCUCGCUCGUGUGCAUGUUGGUUAUGUUUGACAAUUCCAUUGAAGCGAGCGAUUCCCCAUCCCUGUCGUCGCAGGACGAUGCGACCCCUCACGCCAAGUUGACCGAUGAGGACUCUCUAAAGCGGGACAGUUGGGGCAUCGCCAUCUUUCUCCUGCUCAAUGUGGUAGGUCGGGGGGUAAUCGCCUCUUUCGAAACCGUUCUCGUGCCGUUGCACCUUCAAACACUUCAAGCGGUAUCAGCUACGUCCCCCCAAGACCCUGUGCACGCCGUGGCGGCCUUUCAAUUCUUCAUGGGUCUCCUUGGGCUGCUCACGUAUGUCGCUGUCGAGUUGUGGCGGGAUGCACUCGCCGACAUUGCAUGGCUCGUGCUUGGUCUGGGGGGGGUUGCGGUCGGGAACGCGCUCUUGCUCGUGGAACCGCCAAAGUGGUCCGUCUAUUGCACAGCCAUUUAUUUGGUGUGGUCUGUGGGGGGCCCACUUCUUACGGCGGUGACAGUGGCAGCAUUUUCGAAGCUCCUUGGCGCCCAGCCCCAAGGCCUGUGGAUGGGGGUGUUUGGUUCUGUAGGUUCUGCCGCACGCAUCGUUGUGCCCGUCAUCCCUGCCCUUUUCGCCACGCUGCAACCCAUGUUUUGGAUCAACUUGGGGCUCUCCGGAUUCGGCAUUGUCAUGUUAACGGCAUUCAUUGUACACUCCGCUCGAAGGAAAGCCGCUCGAGAAGACGCUGAACCACCAAGCGUGUGCGUAUGAACAAAUGCAACAACGAUGCAGACCGCAGUACUGUAGCUAGUGCAGCAGUUUUAGAGAGGGUUUCAGCGUCAAUGCGACAACUAAAUGGGGGAAAUUAACUUUGGAUAUAUUUGUGGUAAUGUAUUUUGAGCGCC